Messenger RNA from Topomyia yanbarensis, 545 nucleotides. RefSeq names its product ninjurin-B-like. NCBI's taxonomy places the organism in Eukaryota, Metazoa, Arthropoda, Insecta, Diptera, Culicidae. The transcript has 2 exons. Gene Ontology annotation, cellular component: membrane. The coding region runs from base 10 to 534 and encodes 174 amino acids. The record is from RefSeq and is a predicted model, not a curated record. Gene Ontology annotation, biological process: tissue regeneration; cell adhesion.
CAGUGCAAGAUGGACACCGGUCUAGAUGUAACAACCGACUCCCGUCAGUCAGCAGAGGAUAGCAAAAAUGGAUCAGAACAGGUAUUCACUGGACAGCGGAAACAGAAUAAAGCUUUCGCCAAUCCUGUGAUCUUCGAAUUGGAGAACGAGUGGACCAAUUUCGAUAGGACCUCAAACAGAAGCUCUGACAGAACUCGGAACAGUGCGGAGAAUAAUGACGUUGUAUCGAACUCUGAUAUCUACCGAAAUGUGAUGGAAAAUGCUCUGAAUGUUGCGUUUUUGGCUGCUAACACAAAUCAGUUGCGAUUGUUGACGGAAUAUCAGCAAGAAGCGACUAGUUAUAUGUUUUGCGUUGGAAUGAUCAUUAUGUCACUGGUAAUGCAGAUCCUCGUCAGUGUUUCUAUGAUCACAAUAUCGAUCAAUAACGAACAACGUUGGAAGAAGCUAAAGACAGUUGCGUCGGUUGUGGUCGCCGUUAUUGCAGUGGUUAACAUCAUUGUGCUAACGUUGUUAAAUGCAGUGUUAUUCGAGUGAUUGUUACAGAU